AUGGCAUCCCUCCGCAUUGCCAUUAUCGGCGCCGGACCGGCUGGACUGACUCUUGCUCGCCUUCUGCAAGUGAAGAAAAUCCCUUACACCAUUUACGAUCUUGACGCCAAUGCACACAGCCGCGACCAAGGAGGAACCGUUGAUUUGCAUCGCCGGGGUGGACAAAUGGUGUUGGAAGCGGCUGGACUACUGGAGGAAUUUAAGAGACUGGCAAGACCAGAAGGAGAGGCGACCAAGCUGGUCAAGUACGAUGGCACAGUGGUUAUUGAUGAGAAUGUGCAGAAAGUGGAAAGGCCUGAAGAGUAUAAGGAUCGGCCGGAGAUUGACCGGUUACGAUUGAGGGAGUUGUUGCUGGGCUCAUUGGGAGAAGGGAAUAUUGUGUGGGGGAAGAAACUUUUGGCCGUUGAAGAUUCAAAGGCAGGAGAUGGAAAGUUUGAUCUCCAUUUUGCUGAUACUGUCGAAGAGGCAUUUGACAUUGUUGUUGGCGCCGACGGCGCAUGGUCGAAAGUUCGCCCAUUCCUAACCGACGAACAGCCCUUUUACUCUGGCAUUACGGCAAUCGAGCUUUGGGCCAUGGAUGUUGACGCUCAGCAUCAGUGGUUGUCCGAUUAUGUUGGCCAAGGGUCUAUGUACAUGUUUGACGAAGGGCGAGCAAUCAUCUCUCAGAGAAACGGCAACAACAGCAUACGCACAUAUGCUGCGGUACGACGGCCAGAAACAUGGCUGAAAGAUUGUGGCAUCGACUGGUCCGAGCCGGAUGCGAAGACGCGGCUCAUCGAAGAUUACUUCGCCAACUGCGGAGAAGAUCUGAAGCGAGUCAUCGUGGACAGCAAGGACAACCUCAUCCCUCGCACAAUGUACAUGCUUCCCGUCGAUAUGACAUGGGAACCAAAAGCUGGAGUUACCCUAAUUGGCGACGCAGCACAUUUGAUGACUCCUUUUGCCGGUGUCGGAGUCAACAUUGCUAUGGUGGACGCUCUGGAUUUAUCUCGAGCAAUUGAAUUCUGUGUUGAUGACAGAAAAGCUAUUGGGGCGGCCAUGUCUGCCUUCGAGAAGGACAUGUUUCGGAGGAGCCAAAUGUUUGCGAACAAGACGUGGAAGAACAUGCAGUCGCAUUUCAGCGCUACUGGCAUCGAUGAGCGUGCCGCACUUGCCCAUCGAUAG
Talaromyces amestolkiae is the source of this 1164-nucleotide messenger RNA. RefSeq lists its product as uncharacterized. The record is from RefSeq and is a predicted model, not a curated record. NCBI's taxonomy places the organism in Eukaryota, Fungi, Ascomycota, Eurotiomycetes, Eurotiales, Trichocomaceae. Gene Ontology annotation, biological process: response to antibiotic. The transcript has a single exon. Gene Ontology annotation, molecular function: FAD binding; monooxygenase activity. The coding region runs from base 1 to 1164 and encodes 387 amino acids.